Coccidioides immitis RS is the source of this 1143-nucleotide messenger RNA. RefSeq names its product ADP-ribosylation factor. Gene Ontology annotation, molecular function: GTPase activity; GTP binding. The transcript is spliced from 5 exons. Gene Ontology annotation, biological process: intracellular protein transport; vesicle-mediated transport. The record is from RefSeq and is a predicted model, not a curated record. Lineage: Eukaryota; Fungi; Ascomycota; Eurotiomycetes; Onygenales; Onygenaceae. Gene Ontology annotation, cellular component: plasma membrane; cytoplasm. The coding region runs from base 144 to 695 and encodes 183 amino acids.
AGAACAACUGUCAAUCACCGGAAGAUAGGAGACCUCUUAUCCUUCCACUCAACCACUACAUUGAACUUUUUCUGACAUUCGCCCCAUCCGGCACUCUUUUCCUUAUCUCUUUUCCUACCUCUUUCUACGACGACACCACCAAGAUGGGUAUGACAUUCUCAAAGCUGUUUGACAGCAUAUGGCGGAAGAAGGAGAUGAGAAUUUUGAUGGUCGGUCUUGAUGCCGCCGGAAAAACCACCAUCUUGUAUAAACUGAAACUCGGUGAAAUCGUCACGACUAUUCCCACAAUUGGAUUCAACGUCGAAACCGUCGAAUAUAAGAACAUUCAAUUCACCGUGUGGGACGUUGGUGGUCAAGACAAGAUCAGACCCCUUUGGAGACACUAUUUCCAGAACACACAGGGCAUCAUUUUCGUCGUUGACAGCAACGAUCGUGACCGUGUUGUCGAGGCUAGAGAAGAACUCCAGCGCAUGCUUAAUGAAGAUGAACUCCGCGAUGCCCUCCUCCUUGUCUUUGCCAACAAGCAAGAUCUUCCCAAUGCGAUGAGCCCCGCUGAGAUCACCCAGCAGCUCGGCCUCCAAAGCUUGACACGACGUGCCUGGUACAUCCAAUCCACCUGCGCUACAACCGGUGAUGGUCUUUAUGAGGGUCUCGAAUGGUUGGCCAACGCCUUGAAGAAGUCCGGACAUGACUAAAUGCUCUCCAAUGAUUGAUGUGUAAUGCCAACAAUUGGGAUUACGUGUUGCGUCGGUGCGGAAAUGUGGGCUUGGCGGUACACGUUUUGAUAGGGUCCUUUGUUUCUCAAACCUGGCGUCAUCUCUCUUACUUUCCGCCUAGUAUGAUUGUCGUGCUUUUACCUCUUUAUAUUUUGUCUCCUUUUUAUAACCUUACUCGUUGUCAAUUGAAGCCCUGCUUUAUUUAUAUACACAUCGGGGUGUCUUUGUGUCAACGAAGGGUGCGUCGUCUUUGGCCUGUCAUAUGUGUGCUCAAGCCUCGUACAAAGCUGCCCCGUCAAACUCACUACAACCCUACCAGAGCUUUGGCUGUCUAGUAUUCCUCUCCACACCUUAUACUCUUUUUAGAAGUGUCAUAAUUACGGGGAAGAAGUCGCAAAAUAAUUGUACAAAGCACUUGCCGGCGUUA